Molecule: messenger RNA, 3237 nt
Organism: Bubalus bubalis (water buffalo)
Lineage: Eukaryota; Metazoa; Chordata; Mammalia; Artiodactyla; Bovidae
Gene: KCNS2
Product: potassium voltage-gated channel modifier subfamily S member 2
Exons: 2
Coding region: 444-1877 (477 amino acids)
Biological process (GO): potassium ion transmembrane transport; protein homooligomerization; regulation of delayed rectifier potassium channel activity
Cellular component (GO): voltage-gated potassium channel complex; membrane
Molecular function (GO): protein binding; voltage-gated potassium channel activity
Source: RefSeq, a predicted model, not a curated record
CCCGGCCUGCACACACACAGUGCCCACACAGAGCUCCCAAACAGAACUCCGUGACUCCCUCCCACGCCGGUAGGGCCUGCGCUCCCGGCCCCAGCAAGCUAGGCUGAGCUCGACCUUGGGUUUCCAUGCCCCCCGCUUCUCCCCACUCUUUCCCCAUUCCUUUCCUCACCACCCCUCUUCCCUCGCAGCCUCAGGAAACUUUUCCGCAGGUCCCUGAAAGGGGGAAACCUGGAGUUCCUUGCGUCCGGCCCUUCCCCCCUGGACGGACACGAGUCGCCGGUCAUUCCCCAGCUCGGCUCCGCCCGAGAGAGUCAAGUAGGGAAAGGUCACCGUAGGCAGCCCACUGCCUGCACCCUGGGAGCAAGAGGGUGGUCAUAACAGCCUGUCAUCAGGGGAGUAGGUGUAGCGCCCCCGCGCGGCGCGGGCGGCCGGGCGUCUCCAGCAUGACUGGCCAGAGCCUGUGGGACGUGUCGGAGGCCAACGUCGAGGAUGGAGAGAUCCGCAUCAACGUGGGCGGCUUCAAGAAGCGGUUGCGCUCGCACACGCUGCUGCGCUUCCCCGAAACGCGCCUGGGCCGCCUGCUGCUCUGCCACUCGCGCGAGGCCAUUCUGGAGCUCUGCGACGACUACGACGAUGCCCAGCGCGAGUUCUACUUUGACCGCAACCCCGAGCUCUUCCCCUACGUGCUGCACUUCUACCACACCGGCAAGCUUCACGUCAUGGCAGAGCUGUGCGUCUUCUCCUUCAGCCAGGAGAUUGAAUACUGGGGCAUCAACGAGUUCUUCAUUGACUCCUGCUGUAGCUACAGCUACCACGGCCGCAAAGUGGAGCCCGAGCAGGAGAAGUGGGACGAGCAGAGCGACCAGGAGAGCACCACGUCCUCCUUCGACGAGAUCCUGGCCUUCUACAACGACGCCUCGAAGUUCGAUGGGCAGCCCCUGGGCAACUUCCGCAGACAGCUGUGGCUGGCGCUGGACAACCCCGGCUACUCGGUCCUGAGCAGGGUCUUCAGCGUCCUGUCCAUCCUCGUGGUUCUGGGGUCCAUCAUCACCAUGUGUCUCAAUAGCCUGCCAGACUUCCAGAUCCCUGACCGCCAGGGCAACCCGGGCGAGGACCCCAGGUUCGAAAUCGUGGAGCACUUUGGCAUUGCCUGGUUCACCUUUGAGCUGGUGGCCAGGUUUGCGGUGGCCCCCGACUUCCUCAAGUUCUUCAAGAACGCCCUAAACCUGAUUGACCUCAUGUCCAUCGUCCCCUUUUACAUCACGCUGGUGGUGAACCUGGUCGUGGAGAGCACUCCUACCUUGGCCAACUUGGGCAGGGUGGCCCAGGUCCUAAGGCUGAUGCGGAUUUUCCGCAUCUUAAAGCUGGCCAGACACUCCACUGGCCUCCGCUCCCUGGGGGCCACCCUGAAAUACAGCUACAAGGAAGUAGGGCUGCUUCUGCUCUACCUUUCUGUGGGGAUUUCCAUCUUCUCCGUAGUGGCCUAUACCAUCGAAAAGGAGGAGAACGAGGGCCUGGCCACCAUCCCCGCCUGCUGGUGGUGGGCCACUGUCAGUAUGACCACCGUAGGGUACGGGGAUGUGGUCCCGGGGACCACGGCAGGAAAGCUGACCGCCUCUGCCUGCAUCCUGGCAGGUAUCCUGGUGGUGGUACUGCCCAUCACCUUGAUCUUCAAUAAAUUCUCCCACUUUUAUCGGCGCCAGAAGCAACUUGAGAGCGCCAUGCGCAGCUGUGACUUCGGAGAUGGAAUGAAGGAGGUCCCUUCUGUCAAUUUAAGGGACUAUUAUGCCCAUAAAGUUAAAUCCCUCAUGGCGAGCCUGACGAACAUGAGCAGGAGCUCGCCAAGCGAACUAAGUUUAAAUGAUUCCCUACAUUAGCUGGGAGGGCUUGACAUCCUCAAACCCACAUUGCUGAGCUGUCUCUUGUGCCUCUGGCACACUCCAGGUACCCUAGGGUUAUGGUGUGAGGAGUAUGCCCAGCCCCAAAAGGGAGAGAAUGCAUGGGAUCUGCACCCCAGGUUGCUUUUACAGUAUUUAGGAUCAUUUUUAGAGGGUGGUGUGUCUGACACCAUGCCUUUGCACUUUUCAGUGAAAUGACACUCACUGGUCUUCGCAUCGUGGGCAUAAAAUGUUCACCUUUCUGCCGGAUGAGUACCACCUAGAAUGCUAAUUUCUCUGUUCAUUGUGUUCUCUCAUCUAGUGCUCAUGGCCCAGGACUGUCUCUGAGUUGUUUGUGCUCCUGUUUCUGAGGUUGUCAUGUGAAUUCCAUAAAAAAGCCCCCACGAAUAUGUCCUGUGGAAACACAUCUGUGGGGCCUGCAAGGAUAGGAUGAGGUUUUGCUCACAGUCAGGUGAAAACAAAAUCUCAAUUAUUUAUCCAUUGCUUUCAUUUAGUUUUAAUAUCAAACAAAGAGAAUGUGAAGUUAAGUAGACAUGACCGAUUCAAGUCUGUGAGUUGUUUUUGUCAAUGAUCUGUAGCCUUGUGACUUGCAUGGGUACCCUGCUCACCUUUCAAAUGAUGUACACCCCUGUUCAUCUCUUAAAUGUUGCUCUUUAGAGAACGUUAGUUUGUUAAACAUGUAGUGAAGACUGAAAUUUUCCCCAAGAACAGAUGCAUUAGGGCUAGGGACUUCAGCUAAACAUAGGCCAAAUCACAUGAUGCUUGAAGAUCUUUCAGAAUCAGGCCUCAUUCUUUCCUGGGUGGUUGCAGGGACAUUUAUUUCUUGCUGAGGUUACUGGUCUAGGUCAUUUGACCAAACUUUGCUGUGUCUUAGCUAUUAGCAUGUUUCUGAAAUGUUUCUUUUUUAAGGUGUUUAGAAAUAAGAUCGUGUUGUCUUUCUCAACUAACAAGUUUACUGUUGUAUUGUCUUUCUGAGGCAAACAUUGUUGGGCUGCUAGCAAGGGCAGUAGCUUAGAAAAUUUUGUUACCUGCUCUGAAAGCUUAGAUAAAGCUUUUAUUUCCAAGCAGAGUUUACUUAGAUAAUUUUGCUUCUAGGAUACGGUAUGUAACACACAAUGCUCUAAUCACCCCAGAGUUCCUGGUAUGACAUGAACACCCUGUGGCAUGGAAGUGUGUACUCAAAAUAUAGACAAGUGGCUUAUCCAGGAUGGAAAUAUUAUAGUUCUUAUUUCCAUUUCAGCUGCCUUUUGUUGGGGGGAAGGUUGGUGGAGGCCAGGAGAAAGGAAAGAGUUGUAAAACAAAAAAGCAUUGUUAAUAAAAUGUCAUAAAUAAUUGCAAA